Molecule: messenger RNA, 572 nt
Organism: Saprolegnia diclina VS20
Lineage: Eukaryota; Oomycota; Saprolegniomycetes; Saprolegniales; Saprolegniaceae
Exons: 1
Coding region: 26-475 (149 amino acids)
Source: RefSeq, a predicted model, not a curated record
UUCCAAUUUUGCGUCCAAGCCCAGCAUGAGCUCGCCGUUCGAAACUCUCUUCGGCGCCGAAGUCCAGACCAAGGCCGGGCUCAAGCCGACGGCCGAGGCCUUUGCCGGCAAGACGAUCGUGGGCAUCUACUUCUCGGCCCACUGGUGCCCGCCCUGCCGCGGCUUCACGCCCGUCCUCUCGGAAACCUACGCCGAGAUCCUCGCCGACGACCACAAGGAAUUCGAGCUCAUCUUUGUCUCGUCCGACCGCGACGAAGGCGGCUUCAACGAGUACUACGGCGACAUGCCCUUCCUCGCGCUCCCGUAUGCGAACCGCGCGCAGAAGGACGUGCUCGCCAAGUCAUUUGACGUCCGUGGCAUCCCGACGCUCGUCUUCUUGAACGCGGCCGGCGACGUCAUCACCAAGGACGGCCGCUCCGUGGUCAUGAACGCCCACGGCGAUGUCGGCGCCGUCUUGGCUGCGCUCACCAAGUAGUUCUGUGUUGGUGUCGUGACAAUAAGAUCUUGCAUAUGAGACUGGGUACUGUCGCCCGUGCAUAGCCCAGCGUUUGCUUUGUGCCGUCACCAGUGGC